Amaranthus tricolor (Joseph's coat) is the source of this 1779-nucleotide messenger RNA. RefSeq names its product auxin-responsive protein IAA9-like. Lineage: Eukaryota; Viridiplantae; Streptophyta; Magnoliopsida; Caryophyllales; Amaranthaceae. The transcript has 7 exons. The coding region runs from base 289 to 1305 and encodes 338 amino acids. Gene Ontology annotation, cellular component: nucleus. Gene Ontology annotation, molecular function: protein binding. The record is from RefSeq and is a predicted model, not a curated record. Gene Ontology annotation, biological process: regulation of DNA-templated transcription.
CGAGUUUACACAACACAAGCUUAAGCUUUUGUUGCUUUCUGCUUAAUGGAGUCGCCUUAGUUUCUCUUUCUCUCUCCAAUCUCCUAUCACUUUCUCUCUCCUCAUCACUCUCUGAAACUGUGUUGAUCUCCUUAAUCUCUACUGCAUUACCUCUUUAGUCUGACCUGUUCUUCAGUUCAUACUUCUGCAAAUCCACCUCUUUUCUUCUUAAAGUUUUAAGGAAUUGGAGCAAUUGGGAUAUAAAAUCUCAGUAGUUUGAUAUAAGAGAAAGUUUCUAGAAGUUGACUGAUGUCUCCCCCAGUAAUGGGUGUUGAGGGGGGAGGGCAAAGCAAUGAUCAUCCAUUGGUGCCUUCUUCUACAAGUGCAGAAUCUGGACUGAAAGAGCAAAACUAUUUUGGGUUGUCAGAUUGUUCAUCUGUUGACAGCUCGAAUGUAGUGAGCUUGUCUGAUGAUCACAAGGAUAGCCUAAACUUUAAGGCUACUGAACUGAGACUCGGACUUCCCGGGUCUCAGUCUCCUGAAAGAGACUCAGAUCUUAGCCUUUUGAGUGGCUCAAAGCUUGAUGAGAAGCCAUUGUUUCCUUUGACUCCAUUGAAGGAUGGGAUCUCAUCAUGUGCACAAAAGGCUGCAGUUUUAGGGAGCAAAAGAGGCUUCUCUGAUACUGAAGUAAAUUGGACAUUCAAGUCUUCUGGGCAUGAUUCCGAUGAGCCAAAGCCGGGGGCUCAAGUGAAGAUUCUAAGUAAUGAUGGUAUGAAUGCAGGUCUAUCAUCAACCCCUCGGGCCCUACAAGCCUCUUCGAAGAGUGGCAUCUCACAAGCCACUCCAAAGGGUUUGGAGGAAGUGCCGCGUUCUGGCAGUGGCGACAGCGCUCCCGCUGCUAAGGCACAGGUUGUUGGUUGGCCUCCUAUUCGAUCGUUUCGUAAAAACACUUUGGCCACCAGUUCAAAGAAAGCAGACCCGCUUUUUGUCAAGGUUAGUAUGAAUGGUGCUCCGUAUCUGAGGAAAGUUGAUCUCCGAACUUAUGCAACUUAUCAAGAACUUUCCUCUGGCCUUGAGAAGAUGUUUAGUUGUUUCACUCUGGGCCAAUGCGGAUCAAACAUGAGUGAGACAAAAUUGAGGGAUGUACUGCAUGGAUCAGAAUAUGUGCUCACUUAUGAGGACAAAGAUGGGGACUGGAUGCUUGUUGGAGAUGUGCCGUGGGAGAUGUUCAUUGAUACGUGCAAGAGGUUAAAGAUUAUGAAAGGGUCUGAUGCUAUUGGCCUAGGUGAAGAACUUGAACAAUGCCAAAAGUUAGUCAACGUCUAAAGUGGUUCUGCUUUGGGAUAUUGGAUGACAUAUGUGGUCAUCUCCACGGGCCACGGAGAAGUCUAAGAGCCGGAACUAAUGAUGAAGCUGAAAAGACUUCGGUGCAGAUUCUGAAUUAGUAUCUCUGUAUUUCGUGUGGGGAGCGUUUAUCUGGUUUGUACUUUUGUGCUUCAUGUACAUGGUGUGUCUUGUUACAUCCUCUUAAUUAGUAUCUCUAUUUACCCAAUGAACUUCUGUUAAAACUUCUCAAGACAACUUGGUAACGGAAUCUAACACUGCGUGUAUGGUAGAGGAACCUUUAGUUGAUCGGUGUGUUUGACGAACUUACCUUAUUGGGUCUGAAGUUAUUAAUUGUAUCGUCAAUUGUGAUUAUGAAGUGUUUACUAGUACACUGAUCUUAGUCUGCGAAACGCUGAAAGAUUGACGACCAUGUGUGGACGUUUUAACUGUGUUAUGAAAUUACUGUUGUUUUCA